AUGGAGAGGAGGCUGGUGGCAGCGGACGAUCCGCUUAAAACAGCCGAAGUCGAGAGGAAGGUGGCGGAGGCCGAGGAGUCGUACUUCAACGCCUCAGCCAUCCUUAAGGAGAGGGUCAAGGAAUUGACGCCGAGAGAGGACGUGGACGCGCCGCAGAUCGCCGUACAGGUGUCGAUGCCAUUUUCGCAGCACGAUGUGAAAAACACCUGGGGCGAAUUUGAUGGCGUCAUCACAAAGUGGCAGGGAUUCCGAGACAGAUUCCUGGCGGCCGUCCACGAGAACAAGAACAUCUCGCCUGCGUAUAAGUUCGCGUACUUAAAGGGCUCUUUAACGGGAAAGGCAGCUCGGACGCUGGGAGAGUGGCAGCUCACAGAGAGCAACUACGCUGAGGCAUGGCAGCGCCUCAACGACGUAUAUAGUCGACAAUACGCCACCUGUAGGGAGCUGCUUCGGCAGUUCUUCAGGCUACCAUCGCUGAUGGAGCAUCCGCGAGCUGCUGAGCUGGAAAGAAUGUCAAAUGUAACCCAUGAGACAAUGAGGCAGCUGAAGGCCCAGGGUAUCCCCACGGAAAGCUGGGAUAUGAUUGUGGUCCAGACGAGACGAGAGAGUUGCUAG
Messenger RNA from Eupeodes corollae, 615 nucleotides. RefSeq lists its product as uncharacterized. Bases 1 to 615 code for a protein of 204 amino acids. NCBI's taxonomy places the organism in Eukaryota, Metazoa, Arthropoda, Insecta, Diptera, Syrphidae. The record is from RefSeq and is a predicted model, not a curated record. The transcript has a single exon.